Pogonomyrmex barbatus (red harvester ant) is the source of this 1009-nucleotide messenger RNA. RefSeq lists its product as uncharacterized. The record is from RefSeq and is a predicted model, not a curated record. NCBI's taxonomy places the organism in Eukaryota, Metazoa, Arthropoda, Insecta, Hymenoptera, Formicidae.
GCAGUGCGAGCCGUCCCGAUGGUGCCUGAUGUGAGGCCUGCCCUCGACCGCCUGGAAACGCAAGAGACGGCAGAUGGUGAGCUCGCUUCCCGCGAGAGGAGAGGAAUCCUGCCCGAGAGCGAUUCACUAUUACGUAUCACGAGGACCGAGGAAUUUCCGAAAUUAUUUGAGGAUCGAUUUGCCGCCUGUGCUAUCGAUUCUUUCCGAAUAAUUAAAAUUCGCGGAGGGUUAAAAGUUACGUCUGAAGCCACAUCACCCGUCCGUCUCUCCGUCUCUCCGUCUCUCUUAUGUGUUUCUCCGAAUGAUACAAAGCGAUCUGCUCGCGAAGAUUCGACAAUUCGACAAUUCGACCGAUUUCCUCGUUCAACCGCCCGACAACAGGUGCGGGUAUUGGAGAAGGCGGCCACCUGACUUGGAGAGAACACCUUGCGCCUUUCUUCUGCCUACUUCGGGCAGAUCGAGAGACGCGAUAUAUGAGCCUUCGUACUCUCUCACGCAUAAAAUGCUGUUUUUAAUACGUUAGGAUAUCCGCUACACUUUCGCCGAUUAAUUUCUAACUCUCUCUUUUCGCACGAUAAUACGAUAAAAUAUUACAUUUUAUCUUGUUAAACAAGAAAUCUUACUAAGUCUAUUUAAAUAUCAGAUUCGUCAACAGAGUCGAUCGUUAGUAAUUGAAUCGAGGUCAGAAAUCGAAUGAUGUAUGAAUUUCGGCUACUCGUAUCACUCGCUACUUUUGCUCAGAGAAUAGAAUCCUGAUUGUAGCUUCUGAAAAAAUGAUUUGUCCUACGCGAAAGACUUUUGUGUCUUUUAAAAAGUGGAUCGUUAUCUCUUGACCACAGAAGCGACAGAUAAAAACAAGUACAAAAUACAAAGAGGCAAUCCCUUUUUACGGAGCAGCUGUUGGCAGCUGCUCCGUGCGGCACGCGUCGACGGUCACCACGCAUCACGCGAAUCGUUAACACCGGGCCUUAAUUUGAAACCCUUCACCUUACCUUUUCCCUCAGUGCAC